UCUCCCUCCCUAGCUAUCUCCCAAACGCAUACGGCGCCUAUAUAAGUAGUGCUAAGCCAUCACACUAAGCAAAGCACUCGUCGUCUAUUAUUCCAGCAUCCUGCUGCACCUCACCUCGCCAUGGGGGGAGCUUCUAAUUCUAACCUGCUUCCUCCUGGCUUCCACUUCUUCCCAUCAGACGAAGAGCUCGUCGUCCAUUUCCUCCGCCGCAAAGCCUCGCUCUUACCAUGCCAGCCAGACAUCGUCCCUACAGUGUGUAUGAAUCACUAUGAUCCAUGGGAACUGAAUGGCAAAGCACUUGGGGCAGGUAACCAGUGGUACUUCUUCAGCCAUGCGAAGCACAGCAGGGUCACACCAAACGGGUACUGGAGCUCUGUUUGUGCAGACGAGACGGUGAGCAGUGGUGGCUGUAGUGUCGGUCUGAAGAAGACACUUGUCUUCUCCACUGGAGAGCCCUCUGAAUCUGAGGGGACCGAGACCAACUGGAUCAUGCAUGAGUAUCACUUACUGGAUGGGAGGAAGGGGAUUAGCAGUAGCACUACCUCAACUAAUAGUUCAAGCAAGAAAUUGCAUCACCCAAACACAGAGUCCAAUAACUGGGUGAUAUGCCGAGUGUUUGAUUCGACGACCGGUGGAUCGCAAGCGAGCUGCCAUGAGGAGGGUAUGGAGCUUUCAUGCUUAGAUGAGGUGUUCCUAUCCCUCGACGACUAUGAUGAAGUCAGUUUGUCAAAUAAUUAGAAUCCUUAUCACCAGAACAGGUAGUACUACUAGUAGGCCCCUAGCUACUACGAUUUCAGAAGAUCAAAUGUUCAUUCCAUAGGUGUUUAGCCUUAAACACUGUGUCGAAACCACAUAUGUAAUUAUUCUCUCCUCAUCAAAGGAGUCGAGGCACAUGUAUGUAACAAACUUGAGUUAGCUUUAGAAAUAUGGUUAGUGUGGAUAAUCCCCUAUCCUAGAAGGUUUUUAUUAUGUUUGAGCAUAAAAAGGCGCGAUAACUAUGUCUCCGAGUGUCUCUGUAUGUAUUAAAAAAUAUUACACAGGUGGGCUGCCUUGACUGUA
Messenger RNA from Sorghum bicolor (sorghum), 1059 nucleotides. RefSeq names its product NAC domain-containing protein 104-like. Gene Ontology annotation, biological process: system development; regulation of DNA-templated transcription. NCBI's taxonomy places the organism in Eukaryota, Viridiplantae, Streptophyta, Magnoliopsida, Poales, Poaceae. The transcript has 3 exons. Gene Ontology annotation, molecular function: DNA binding. Bases 121 to 738 code for a protein of 205 amino acids. The record is from RefSeq and is a predicted model, not a curated record.